AUGGCGUACCUGGUAAUUGAUAUCAACACUUUCUUUGGAAACGAAAUCAAGGAGCUGCAAGACUUUAGGGCUUUAGCAGAUAAAGCAUGGCAGCAAAUAAACAUUCAUUCGCUUCAUACACCUAGAAGUGGAAGAGCUACUUUCUACGGGACACUCAUCCAUGAAAGUGUGCUCUGCAGUUGUGCAUCCCCUCCAACUUGCCCUCCAGGUCCCCGUGGGGUGCACGGGCUUCUCGGCUUACCCGGCAAGGAUGGCGCACCUGGUCGACCGGGAGAGCCUGGAAUGGAUGUGAUAAUCAUUGUCAAAAGGGUUGACACUAAUAUAUGCUUUGAAUGCCCCGCUGGGAAACUAGGCGAGAAGGGUCCGCUCGGUCCCCCGGGGCCACCGGGGCCAGAGGGAAAGCCUGGGAGGAAAGGAGAGGCACAGACAGGGCCAACUGGACCACUAGGACCUAUGGGAGAACCCGGCCCAGUGGGAAAAGCAGGCCCACCUGGAAAACAAGGGGCCGCAGGAAAAAACGCUAAGCACGGAAUCGGAAAGAAGGGAGCGCCUGGCCCGGGUGGACCUAUGGGACCCGGCGGCCAGCCCGGAAAACAAGGUGAGCCUUCUCCAGCAGGAAAACCAGGUCCACUCGGAGCAGCAGGAGAGCCUGGCGUCUCAGGCAAGGCAGGACCACCUGGGAAACAAGGAAAACGAGGACGCCGCGGAAGACACGGUGGUAUACCUUUGUGUUUUUGUGAACAAGUUCCAAGUGAGGAGCCUAUAAAGAAACUUCCGCAAAGGAUACAUUUUACUGGGAAUCUGCUCAGUAUUGCACCAAGGAAGAAAGUAAAGAAGAUCAAAAAUCAGAGUGAAAGAAUGAAGCAAAAGUAUGGACUCAAGUGGGCAUUAGCUAAAAAUAACUAG
Molecule: messenger RNA, 906 nt
Organism: Cylicocyclus nassatus
Lineage: Eukaryota; Metazoa; Nematoda; Chromadorea; Rhabditida; Strongylidae
Source: the annotation of a GenBank genome assembly